Messenger RNA from Camelina sativa (false flax), 571 nucleotides. RefSeq lists its product as uncharacterized. NCBI's taxonomy places the organism in Eukaryota, Viridiplantae, Streptophyta, Magnoliopsida, Brassicales, Brassicaceae. The record is from RefSeq and is a predicted model, not a curated record.
CACGCCGCACUUUAUUGUAUAGUCGAAAUCUGAAGUGUUUUCGGGAUUGGUGUUUAGGAAACGGCCGUGAUCAUGGAUGAUAAGGAGGCUUUCUGGUGGCUCAACAACCGCAAGAUCCCGAGAUACCGUGUGAAAUUCAGAAGACGAUCAAAUAAGUUGAAGGCUGCUGAGCCUUCAUGCAAGGAUCAAAACACGCUAGAGAUUAAAGAAAGUUUAGCUCUCGAGGCUGCAGAGGUUGCCAAGGAUGACCAUGAUACCGCAUUCAUGGAUGUUAUGACAGGAGGCAAGACCUCGUUUCCUGAUGGAGGAGAUGACACUGAACAUGCAAAUGUUGGAGGCAGCUGCUCAGACACGUGCACGGUGGUUUCAACAUCAAAAAUGGAGUGGUUGAAAAAGUGUGAUGGCAACACUAAAGGACCGUCGUACCCGUAGUUCGAGCUCUUAGUCGAGAAAGGGGUGUGACAGGAGAUAAGGGUUUAGGUAAAACCUCCGACGCGCCAAACCCCAGCCCUGUCUAAAGAAGUUUCUAAUUAAGAUUUUGUGUUUUCCUUUCCGCCUUACGGUUUUCUUG